This is a messenger RNA of Penicillium brevicompactum, 753 nucleotides long. RefSeq names its product adenylate kinase ADK2. The transcript is spliced from 2 exons. Gene Ontology annotation, molecular function: ATP binding; AMP kinase activity. The coding region runs from base 1 to 753 and encodes 250 amino acids. The record is from RefSeq and is a predicted model, not a curated record. Gene Ontology annotation, cellular component: mitochondrion; cytoplasm. Gene Ontology annotation, biological process: nucleobase-containing compound metabolic process. NCBI's taxonomy places the organism in Eukaryota, Fungi, Ascomycota, Eurotiomycetes, Eurotiales, Aspergillaceae.
AUGUCGCACGCGACGAAGCAGCUCAAGAAGGCCGCGCGCAUCAUCCUCAUUGGCGCACCAGGAGUAGGAAAAGGCACACAGUCCGAGCGACUGCUAUCCCGAUUCCCGCAGCUGGCCUCGAUCAGCUCCGGUGACCUGUUGAGAGAGAAUGUGCGCCGACGAACACCGCUCGGCAUGCAAGCCGAGGCCGCAAUGCAGUCCGGCAACCUCGUCCCCGAUUCCAUGAUUCUCAACCUGAUCUCUGAUGACAUGAAAACCAAGGGCUGGCUCCUUCAACCCGACUCUCCUGCCCAAUCCACAAACUCGCCAUCUCCAGAAAACACCACAUCCGCCCCUACAAUUGAUCCUUCUGCCUCCUUCAUCCUUGACGGCUUCCCUCGCACCUCCUCCCAGGCUACAAGCCUGGACAGUCUAGUGCCAGUGAACUUUGUUGUACACCUUCUCACCCCGCCCUCGGUAAUCCUUGCCCGAAUCGCAUCACGCUGGGUCCAUGAGCCCUCGGGGCGAGUCUACAACACAGACUUCCACCCACCAAAGGUGCCAGGCAAAGACGAUGUCACCGGCGAAACAUUGACACAGCGCGAAGAUGACUCAAUCGACACCUGGAAGCAGCGUCUUCGCAAGUUUGAGGAGACCAGCAAGUCACUGUUGGACCACUAUGAACGUCGAGGCUUCCUAUUCCGCGCAGAGGGUAAUAGCUCCGACGAGAUCACGCCCAGACUGUUCGCCGAGAUUGAAAGGCGAUUCUGCUGA